ACCGUACUGUACCGCGAGAAGCAUACUGCGAGAAACAUACCCGUUGAACGGUGGGUGGAGCGGUGAGUCGGUGAGUCGGUCACUCGUGAGCCUAGGUAUGCAGCCUGAGAAUGCUCGCAGUUUGAGUACCUAGCCUUGUAGGCUCGCGGCCUGAGGCUUGAGUUCGUGUUUUUGGUAAUGCUGCAUGGCGGUACGGCGGCACUGUACUGGUGUACCGGUGUACUAGGUGCUUACUCUAUACAGGUGUACCGGUUGGAAGGCUUGGAGAUGGAGAUGGAGUGUGUGUUCCAGACGGCGACGGGGACGGUGACAGUGAUGAGAAGUAGCUGUACUGGCGUGUACCGUACUGUAUGGAGUGUAAGUACCGUACUGUAUGGUGCGAGAGGUAGGUAUGGUAUGGUAUGGUACGGUACACGGGUACUUGGGACCUAGGUUCUCCGGUAUG
Molecule: messenger RNA, 445 nt
Organism: Tricharina praecox
Lineage: Eukaryota; Fungi; Ascomycota; Pezizomycetes; Pezizales; Pyronemataceae
Exons: 2
Coding region: 178-432 (84 amino acids)
Source: RefSeq, a predicted model, not a curated record